Protopolystoma xenopodis is the source of this 348-nucleotide messenger RNA. The record is from the annotation of a GenBank genome assembly. NCBI's taxonomy places the organism in Eukaryota, Metazoa, Platyhelminthes, Monogenea, Polystomatidea, Polystomatidae.
AUGAGUCCUCUUCGUCUUGAUGACAUUUCUGAUGACCUUUUGGUUCCGGCAGAUCGUGUCGAAGGCCGGACAUGCCCUCUGUUCGAGCCGAACUCUGGCUCCCCUCUGCAGCCAACCGACCUUUCCUGCCGAAGCAGCCAAGUUGCCCACUUUGUGGAGUCACUCGAGACUGCCAGAUUCUUUCGGAGCCCGAAGCAGAGGCUCCCUCCAAAUCCCAGUUUCCCCUCAGCAGCCCUCCUGGCAACGGCAGCCACCCUCGGUCAUAGGCUAUCCGCUUCGCCCAACAUGUCGACCCAGUUGCUCGUGAGUCGCACCAACUCCGACUUAGGUCACAUGCCCGUUGGCUGA